Drosophila subpulchrella is the source of this 1432-nucleotide messenger RNA. Its product is annotated as probable chitinase 10. Gene Ontology annotation, molecular function: chitin binding. The record is from RefSeq and is a predicted model, not a curated record. Gene Ontology annotation, cellular component: extracellular region. The coding region runs from base 490 to 1257 and encodes 255 amino acids. The transcript has 2 exons. NCBI's taxonomy places the organism in Eukaryota, Metazoa, Arthropoda, Insecta, Diptera, Drosophilidae.
UACGGCGUUUGUUGAGGUCAAUGAUUUCUGUUGCGUUGUCUUUUUCACGCUUUUGACGCUUUUUUGUCCGUUGCCCAGUGUCUGUAUGUACAUACGUAAGUAUGUACGAAUGUGCGAGCAUAUUGAAUAUUAAUUUUUAAGUUUUUCGGCUUGUGUAAACAUAUUCAGCGAAAUAAGUGGAACCAUCGACCGCUGUAAUGUCGAUUCUGCAAGCCAGUGAUGACAUAAUGUAGUAAGAUAUGUAGUUGAAAAGCCAACUAAAAUGCUGGUUGCUGAGGUGAUUCACGGGGACCAGAAUAUUUUGUAAUUCAAUGAACCUCGUUUAGAGCUAUCUCGAAGGCCUUCUCGAUAAAGUGAUACUCAAUUAGACUAAAAAGAAAUGCAUGUCGGCGGUUAUUUCUUGGGGAAAAUAAAUCGAAAGAGGUCCAUAAAUAUAAUGGGGAAACCGAUGAGUUCUUUCAGUAGAAGACUCAAGACGAAGCCAAUAAAAUGUCUAAAUACUUGGUGUACCUGUGCCUUGGGCUGCUCUGGAGUUGCCAAAUAAAUGCAGAAACCUUUGAGGAAUGUGAGGGGGCCGAAGACGAGACAUUCGUGCAAAGUUGGGAGAGUUGUCAGUCCUAUGUGUACUGUCAGGGUGAGGAUUCCGUGAAGGGCGAGUGCGGUGAGGGCGAGUACUUUGAUGCCGCGACGGGGGAAUGCGACGUGGCGGCCAAUGUCCAGUGCUUUCUGGACGAGGUCGAUGAACCCGCGGACCCGGAACCGGAACCGGAAGCAGAGGAGGAGGAAGAGAUAGUGCCCGCCACCCCGAAGCCAACCGAUCCACCAACUCUUCCCCCAACCGAAGUGGAUAUCCUUGACAUAGCCCCCGUGGUGAAGCCCAACUGUCCGAUCAGCGAUGAUCCCAGUCAGGUUAUCUUAAUGGCCAGCAACGAAUCGUGCACCAAUUACUACCUGUGCUACCAUGGACAUGCCAUGGAAAUGCAUUGCCCCAAUCAGUUGUAUUUCAAUUCGGUUUCCGGACAGUGCGAUUAUCCAGAGAAAGUUCAGUGUGCGCUGGAAGAUCCGCGAUCUCACAAGUGCCUGCCUCACAUGACCGAGUUCUUUCCACAUCCGGACAACUGCAAUUACUUCUACUACUGCAUCAAGGGUUUCCUCACCCUCCAACAGUGCCCCUUCUACUACGGAUGGGAUAUCGAACGCAGGAGUUGUGUGCAGAUAAGUGUGGCGAAAUGCUACGGAAACUCCCGACGAAUAUAGGCCGGAAACUUCCCCACACUUCGAAGAAAAACCCAAAUACAACUCUUUAUAUCUGGGUGGAGUUGUCUACCCUUAGCUGAUAAGAGCUCUAUUUAUUGACAAGUUACAAGAUUGUGGCAACAUGAGCCGUUUAAUUAAAUAUAACUUAUUAAGAAAGACCUUGAUUUUGAUUGCC